Molecule: messenger RNA, 576 nt
Organism: Scedosporium apiospermum
Lineage: Eukaryota; Fungi; Ascomycota; Sordariomycetes; Microascales; Microascaceae
Exons: 2
Coding region: 1-576 (191 amino acids)
Source: RefSeq, a predicted model, not a curated record
AUGCACUACAUACGGAAACGCAUCAUCGACGAGACUGCCACCGUUCUCAAAAAAGGAGAAAUGGACGAUGAAAAUUCCAAGGCUUUAUCGUCACUUAUUCAGGAAUAUUGCACAGCGGUCAGAGAGCGUGAAUUUAUGCGAGAUCUAGCAUAUCGCGAUUGGGAUACCUGCCCUUUCCAUCUCAAGUCGGAACGGCCCAUGGAGCGCGACCUGCUCAACUAUCUCAAGGCAAGCGGCGUCCAGCCUGAGAGGGCGGUUCCUUGGUAUGAGGGCGAGUUGCACCCCGUUCUUCCAGGAGCCCCGUGGGACUAUCCAUCCGCUUCAAAAACCAGGACACAGCGAUAUGCCUUGGCAAUCCUCGGCGUCCUUAUUCUCAAUGUACCGAUGAUCCUCAUGGUGUUAGUGCCAAGUACCGCGAUGAGCUUGGUAACUGUCGUCGUCUGCACCAUGGUUUUCGCUAUCGCGACGGCGUACUUUUCUCCGACGAAGCUGCCUAUUGAGCUGCUAGCUGCGACGGCUGCGUACGCAGCAGUAUUAGUUGUGUUUGUCGGGGGAACCACCGAGUCGGCGAAGUAA